CACCUGCGGCUGGGAGGGGGGCGGGGCGGCUGCCGCGGCGGCGCUGCCGUGUGAGCCGCGUCCCCGGCCCGGCGGCGGCGGGAGGGUCGCGGGGAAGGGCGCGGCGGGGCGGGCGGCGAUGGAGGAGCCCCUCUGCUGCUGCGAGUACGUGGACCGGAGGGGCGAGAGGAACCACCUGGCGGCGUGCUGCUGCGACUGCGAGGACCUGGACGAGGGCUGCGAGAGGUGGCUGACGUGCAGAUCCCUGCCCCCGGGAGCUCUGGAAAGAAUUGCCGACACCGUGGCGGACCGACUGCGGGUCCCUUGGUUCGCAGGGGCCGUGAAGAUCAAUGUCAGCCUCGUGCCGCCUCUGGUUCUGCUGCCCGUCUUCCUCCACGUUGCCGCUCUGCACUUCCUGCUGGGGCUCGUCGUCUUGACAUCGCUGCCCGUGGUGGUGCUGUGGUAUUACUACCUCACCCACAGGAGGAAGGAACGGACUCUCUUCUUCUUGAGCCUAGGGCUCUUCUCCUUGGGCUACAUGUACUAUGUGUUUCUCCAGGAGGUGGUUCCCCGAGGCUACGUGGGCUAUUCCCAGGUGGUUGCUCUCACGUGUGGGUUAAUUCUUAUGCUUGCAGCUCUGUCUCGAGCCAAGAAAGACCCUGGCUACCUUCCCAUCCCAGCAAGCAACGAGAAGUCAUCGCACCAGGUUUUGCCCAACAAGAGUGUUAGAGGGAGCUCCAACGGGCUCCAUGGCGUCACCGUGUCAGGCGCUGCCAGCGGCCGUGCUGUGAAUGGGGAGGCCAAAGGCUAUUCCAGGAUGUCAGCUGGGGAGCCAGAAGGUGUGAAAAAGGACUGGUGCGCUAAAUGCCAGCUGGUCAGACCAGCCCGAGCAGGGCACUGCCGGCUUUGUGGCAGGUGUGUAAGGAGACUGGACCAUCACUGUGUCUGGAUUAACAGCUGUGUAGGGGAGCAGAACCAUCAAGCAUUCAUCCUUGCACUCUCCUUCUUCAUGCUCACCUCUGUGUAUGGGAUUACAUUGACCCUGCACACCGUCUGUAGGGGCCGAACUCCAUUCGUGGCGUUGUUCUACUGCCCCGGGGCCUAUUCUGACUACAGCUCUGCUCUGUCGUUCACCUGUGUGUGGUACUGUGCCAUUGUAACAGCUGGCAUGGGAUACAUCCUUCUUAUCCAGCUGUUGAACAUCAGCUACAACGUGACUGAGAGGGAAGCUCGGCUGGCGCUGCGGGACAACACUGGGCGCAGGCUCCUGGGUGGGUUAGUGAUAGACACUGGCCAGUAUAACAGGGGUUUCCUAUGCAACUGGGGCCAUUUCUUGAGCCUGGGGUCUUCUCCUCCACAGCGCUCUGCUGAAGAUAUCGUGUGACAGCCCUCUUUCUGCACAUGACCGUGACUGACUUUCUUUAGCAGGGGAAUGGCCCCUUCCCGAAACUAGGACUCCCUCCUCCCACACCCUUCCUUUGCGGUCGGUGCAUGGGCUGCCUAUACCGUCACUGACAACAUCAGAGGCUUUCCCAGGCAGAAUGGUUCUUCACGUGCUGCCAGCCAGCAAUAAGAUGCAGAAAGCAGUAAGCCAUAUGCACGAACCUGGAGAGAAGGAGCCUGCUGCCUUUUUCCACUGUGGGAAACUUUGUGCAGCUCAGCUCAGCAGGAAGAAGAACACAAGGCUUUGAGAACUUGAGUUUUCAUUAGCCGUGAACCCUGGCAUCAAGAGGAACCCACUGCUGGACUUCAGAGUGUGCACUGGUUCCUGCAAAGGUUAAGGAAUCCCUGGCUUGUACCUACGUGCAACAUUUCAGAGAAGUCAGGAGGGUGAACUUUUAAUUCAGAUAACAGAUGGACCACAGCAGAAGCCAGACCCUUUGGCUGAAAGAGGCUGUCUAGGCACUCACUGAGCGGCUCCCUCCUCUCUGGUGCAUUUUUUUUUUUUCUAUAUUCUAUGCCAUCCAGCUGUAUACAUGCUUGUAUUAAGUGCCUUUGUGAGCAACAUUGCUGUAGGGCUUUGUAAGAUCCCUUCAUCUCUUGACCCCUAAAGUUGUUAUUCCAUCCCUGUCUGUCCAACUGGGUAAGAAGACAGUGUCAUUUUCAAUCUCAUCAGUCUUUCUGCAACCUGGGUCUGUUGGUUUGAAGGCUUGGCUUACUUCCCUCAAAGUGUUUCUGCUCUGAUUAUGGAUUGUGACACGAGACAGCAGGUAAAUGUACCAAGUAAGAUGUUUUGAAGCAACGUGUAAUAGUGGACUUUGAGGGGAAAACAAGAUUGUUGUCCAAUGUUAUUGUUACUUUAUGGAAACUACCUUCCUCCCUCCCUCUAUGGGAGAAGGGAGUCUGUGGGAGAGUAGACAAUUCUGCUAGCCGCAUUUUUGGUAGGUAGCAUUUUGGUUGGUUGUGUUGCUAAUAACAUAGUGAUCCCAUCUCCUCUCAACCCAAUCACUGUGGAGCUGCCUGACUUAGGUCUGUUUUCUCAAGCCAGGAAGCCAAGGAAUACUUCAGUCUCUACUGGCUGCUUUUGGGGUAGAUGACCUGUGCUGGCAGGUGAAUGAACGUGCUAAAUGUGUUCUGGAGGAAUACCAUGUGUUCCUCAGCAGCCGGCAACUGUAUUAUUGCCUGGACUUGAGUUUCAGCUGAAAUCACAAAGUUUUGGUGUUGAUGGUUUCUCUUUUCUUGUGGGUGGGGUUUUUGUUGAUUUUUGUUUUAAACCCUUUGUGUAUGUUGCUGCCCCUGCAGUAAUCAUAUGAAAGGUCUGGCUGGAAGAGCCUGGGAUCAUGGCACAGGGGUUACGGGUUGGGCUAAGAUGCAGAAGCAGAGGGAAAAGCCUUGUCCUAGCUACUGUUUUUAGAUGCGUGUGCAGCAUGCACAGAUCAUACCUACCCCUGACUCCAGUUACACGGCAGGCAGCUGGGGGAUGUUGGCCGAGUGACGCAAAUUCACUGUGGAUUAUCUCUGAAGAAUGGAUGGAUGGUAGCAGGGUUGGGGGUGUCCCCUGAGAUCCACGCCACAUUCGGUGUGUACGCUCCUGAUUAUGUGCCCCAGUUUAAGGUGAAGACCAUGUCCUUCUUUGCACUGUUUGGUUUCCUCAAGUGGCACUUUCUAUAACCAGCAGAUAAUUGAGGAGCAGCUGCACUUGGAAUGUGUCUGUGCAGAAAGAGGUAUUGACUUACUGAGUGUCCCUUAUUGCCUCUUAUCCCUUUUCAUCCGGUGAACAAUCCUUAUAAGGAGGUGAAGGGUACGCCUCUCUUGCUUCCUGCUUCUGACCACUUCUCUGGCCCUAACGUGAAGAAAAAGGCACUCAGCUGGACUGUGCUAACUGUUCCUCUAUGACUUUCUGUUUGGAGCUUGGAGCAUGACCCUAGCAGUUUAAAUUCACACAAAGACCUUGCCUCCACAUGAGUUGUCUGUAAACAUUUCUGUGGCACAUACGCAUUUUGUGGUGCCUGCUGAGAUGAACCAGAGCUUGGCAACCCUGGAGACGGGGGGGUGGGGAUGCUCUGGGCUAGCAGGUUUGUGAUCUUCUCAGACCUCAUCCUGCUGGCACUUGGGAAGAUUGAGGCAGAAUGAUCUCCUGGGCUAAAUGAACCCCUGCAGUGGAGGUAGCCAACCUCUCUGUCCCUGUGAGUUACAUGCGUAGAAUUCAAUCAUGUGCCCAUUGAUCACAGAUCACAGAUCAUUUCCCUGGCAGUGCCUGACCCUGUUGCUUUUGCUUUCUCCCACAAGCAGAGACUGGUUACUGCUCGGCAGCCUGUCUGUCAGCGUGGCCUUAUCCCUUGUCUCUUGGUGAGCUCUGGCAGCGGAGAUUUCAUUUGAACUGCUUAUGCUGAGACCCUCAGUGGUGUUCUCCCAGGCAGCGUGGACUUUGGAGGGCAGAUUAGGAACAAAGGACCUUGGACUAAUGUAACCAUUCCAUACCUUGGUCAAGACCACUCCAUUAUAGUGGGGGUUAAAGCCCACCCCAAUAUAGUAGAGGUAAAGUGCUAAAGUAAAUUUCAUUUUUGCACUUACCCCAGAGGGAACUGGAACCAUUCAGGACACUAAAAUGGUUGCAAGGCUGGGUUUUUGUGGGAGGAGAAUGCAGUGCUGAUUCCCCAGUGAACAGGAAGUUCACCUGGCUGUAAUCUGCAUAGCAAUGGUGACUUUUUCUUUAAGGCUUUUGUUUACCAUUCUGGCUUCUUCGUGAGAGGAUUUACCUUGUGAAUGCUUUGGGAGAUGGGAAGCAUAAAGUAACAGGAUAUAUUGCUAUCUAAAAGGGCGGAAGAGUGUUGAGCUUCAGAUGCAUACUUUGGAGCUCUCCUUUUAAUAGCCCUGAGAAUUAGCAAGAAGCCCUUGAAGGAUAAUGCUCCCUCUUGCACUUACAGCAAGGGCAAACUGUUGUGAUCUCUUGUGUACUAAAGGACAAUUUAUUUUCUGAGUAUUUUCUUGUUGAGCUUGUUAUUGGCCACGCUCGUAGAAAAAUAUUAAAACCUAGGCAUAGUCAGUCCUCAGGCUCACUGUGUUAGUAGCUGCCUAAAUCCAUGCUGCCUGGGUGUCAGAGCAGGCUGCAUUUGACAGGUGACUUGUAUGUUGUGUGUGUGGCCUUGAGGCGAGGAGCAGUGUCUCACCUGUAAAACUGUAUGCAUGUACCUGGCAGCACAGAAAACAGUACCCUGCUGGGCUCUUGAAAAGUUUUCCCUGUGUAAGAAGAGAGGACCCAGAGCUGGUCAGAAGCAGGGAAGGAUUUUGGUAAUAUCUAGCCUUGAUGUUUCUCCACCCAGACUUGCCAACGAGUUUAUCGUAGUUUAAGUAUGACCUUUUAAGAGGCAUUUGUUGUUUCACAAGUAUUGUGGACUUCUGCAGACCGGGGCAACUCGUAAGGCGCCAGGGUUCUGAUGUUGCCGCUGUUGUAGUGUUAAACCCUCCAUGUCCAAAUGCCAGCACCCUACUGUUCAGUGACUAUACUACGAACUGUGCACCAUUAGAUACACCCUGUAAAUGGUAGCUUGGCACUCUUUAACUGUGUCUUCUUACAUCGUGCUUUUCUGUAGGCAAGUCACAGGUCCACACAUCGACUGUUUCUCCAUUUAACUUGUCCUCAAAUGACUAAAGUCACUGGUGAGCUGGAGUUGGUGCCGCUUGUGACUCCUAAUCACAUUUCAGCCUUCAUGCUAUGAUGGUGCUUUUUUUCUUCAAAGUAGGUUGCUUUCAAGUGUCUUAAUGAAACCAUUUGCUGUAAAAUUUCUUCUGAAGAUAAAAUGGAUACUGCCUCACUGCCUAAUGUCUUAAUAAUAUGCUUGGUUUUUUCCUUCUAUAUGAAUCUAUAUUGCCUCAUUAGGGCAGGAAGCGUGUGUGAUUAUGGAUGUGUUUUCCCUGUAUUGUUUUCAGUGAAGAACUCUACAGUUUCCUAGGAUUUUCUUCCACUAUCAGGAUGUUUAUACAGUGAAAAUCUUUCUGCAGAUAGGUGAGGUAGGCACUUUCUGAAAUGCAGGAAGUCAGCCUCCCAAGAUCUUGUCUUUAUGGAACUCCUCUAAUGUGAAGAAUGAUGGGCUCUGGAAGAACUGUCUGCCUUGGAGAGUGGGGUGGUUUGGGGUUGUUUUUUUUUGUUUUCCACCUUAAGCUUUAGGAAGAAACUGCCUGAAACA
This is a messenger RNA of Grus americana (Whooping crane), 5606 nucleotides long. RefSeq names its product zinc finger DHHC-type palmitoyltransferase 23 (gene ZDHHC23). The record is from RefSeq and is a predicted model, not a curated record. Gene Ontology annotation, cellular component: endoplasmic reticulum; Golgi apparatus. The transcript is spliced from 4 exons. Gene Ontology annotation, biological process: peptidyl-L-cysteine S-palmitoylation; protein targeting to membrane. Gene Ontology annotation, molecular function: protein-cysteine S-palmitoyltransferase activity. Bases 119 to 1363 code for a protein of 414 amino acids. NCBI's taxonomy places the organism in Eukaryota, Metazoa, Chordata, Aves, Gruiformes, Gruidae.